This is a messenger RNA of Cydia splendana, 1089 nucleotides long. RefSeq names its product small ribosomal subunit protein RACK1 (gene Rack1). Lineage: Eukaryota; Metazoa; Arthropoda; Insecta; Lepidoptera; Tortricidae. The transcript has 5 exons. Gene Ontology annotation, biological process: positive regulation of protein phosphorylation; rescue of stalled cytosolic ribosome. Gene Ontology annotation, cellular component: cytosol; nucleus. Gene Ontology annotation, molecular function: ribosome binding; protein kinase C binding; translation regulator activity. Bases 71 to 1021 code for a protein of 316 amino acids. The record is from RefSeq and is a predicted model, not a curated record.
UAUGUCUUUUUCUUUUCGGUAGCGUUGCUGAGUGUCGUUGUCCGGUGCUCAGCCGUGAAAAAAUAUUAAAAUGACUGAAACAUUGAAGCAUAGAGGCAACCUCGUUGGCCACAAUGGGUGGGUUACGCAAAUUGCGACGAACCCUAAAUACCCUGAUAUGAUCCUGUCUUCUUCUCGAGACAAGACCCUCAUCGUAUGGAAGCUGACCAGAGAUGAGACCAACUACGGUCUGCCACAGAAGCGCCUGUACGGUCACUCCCACUUCAUCUCGGACGUCGUGCUCUCGAGCGACGGCAACUACGCCCUGUCCGGAUCUUGGGACAAGACCCUCCGCCUGUGGGAUCUUGCUGCCGGCAAGACCACCCGUCGUUUCGAAGACCAUACUAAGGAUGUCCUCUCAGUGGCUUUCUCCGUUGACAACAGACAGAUUGUCUCUGGCUCCCGAGACAAGACCAUCAAGCUGUGGAACACCCUCGCCGAGUGCAAGUACACAAUCCAGGAUGAUGGCCACAGCGACUGGGUUUCGUGCGUGCGUUUCUCCCCGAACCAUGCUAACCCCAUCAUUGUGUCUGCUGGAUGGGACCGCACUGUCAAGGUCUGGCACCUUACCAACUGCAAGCUGAAGAUCAACCAUCUUGGCCACUCUGGCUACCUGAACACGGUGACCGUCUCCCCUGAUGGUUCCCUCUGCGCCUCUGGUGGCAAGGACAUGAAGGCCAUGCUUUGGGACCUGAAUGAUGGCAAGCACUUGCACACCCUGGACCACAAUGACAUCAUCACAGCCCUCUGCUUCUCGCCCAACAGAUACUGGCUCUGUGCUGCUUAUGGACCUUCCAUCAAGAUCUGGGAUCUGGAAAGCAAGGAGAUGGUUGAGGAACUCCGCCCUGAUGUGAUCAACCCCACCAAGGCCGACCCGCCCCAGUGCCUCUCCCUCGCGUGGUCCACCGACGGUCAAACCCUCUUUGCUGGAUACUCUGACAACAUCAUCCGAGUAUGGCAGGUGUCAGUCUCCGCCAGAUAAAGUGGUUUCAUUUAUUUUAUACCUCUAUAUUCCAAUAUGAAUGUCUAAAAAUAAAUGAAAGGACUGAC